Molecule: messenger RNA, 1681 nt
Organism: Talaromyces stipitatus ATCC 10500
Lineage: Eukaryota; Fungi; Ascomycota; Eurotiomycetes; Eurotiales; Trichocomaceae
Product: C6 finger domain protein, putative
Exons: 2
Coding region: 253-1575 (440 amino acids)
Biological process (GO): positive regulation of transcription by RNA polymerase II
Cellular component (GO): nucleus
Molecular function (GO): DNA-binding transcription factor activity, RNA polymerase II-specific; sequence-specific DNA binding; zinc ion binding
Source: RefSeq, a predicted model, not a curated record
ACUCUUCACUCCCUACAGAUCUACACGGACUACACGGCCAUAUGCUAUCGCUCCGGUCGACUGCGGUCUUGCUUAUUCAUUCAUGAAUAAUAUCGAGAUACACUUUACGUUGGUUCGAAGCUCAUUUAUAUCGUCUGACAAAGUGCAUCCGGCCCGAUAAAUUGGAGCAUCAUACACCCCCAGCAAACGUAGAGCUCGAGCGAAACGUCUUAUUGAACCAUACCACAUGCGGCUAUAUAUAUUCGAUACGAAAUGGCCUCGAAUAAUAAUACUUUCUCUAUGAAAGACAAUGGCCCUAAGCGACAUGCCGCUUGCGAUGAGUGCCGUAACCGCAAAUUAAAAUGCUCAGGCGAGCAAACCGGCUGUCGACGAUGCACCGCCCAGGGUCUUUACUGUCAUUACUCCAUACAGAAACAAAUGGGUCGACCGCGAAAGAAACAAAAACUGGAUGGCCGUAGAAAUGAUAACAGCGACGGAUCAGAACCACGUUUGUUAGGGGCAAUUUCCGACAUAGAGAAGGAGUGGACUUCGGCAGAUUUGGGUCCUGACACGACUCUUCUAUGCCCACAAGUAUAUCUCAGCCGUUACGGUGGUUACCUCCCUUCCAAAGACGUACUCCACUUUGACUCUUCUUCAUUACCACAACCGCCACAGCUGCAACCCAUCGCUGCGACGAUUGACCCCUGGCCUGAUUUUUCGACGACCUCAGCCUCUGCUUCAAUGCUGUCGAAUGUGCCAUCUUCUGCUGCAUUGGGUGAGGACGCACCCACUUGCCCAUGUCUAUCUUAUCUCUACCUCUGUUUGAGCACGCUCUCAAGUCUUAAUUCAUUCUCGAUCAACCGUGAAACUACCACGUCCCUGUGUACAGCGGCUAGAACCGCACAGUCUGUUAUUCGUUGCGAAAUAUGUCCACUGAGGUUUGCCACUGGCAUGCAAAACGUGAUGAUGCUGGGGACCCUCCUGAGCGUCAUGGCAGACGCCUGGUACAAAAUAUCCCUCACUGAUGCCAGUACUCUAGGCCGAGAACUUGCCUCCCCCGAGUUCAAACAACUGGUCAUGAACAACAAAGACCCUCACGCAGAAGAAUUGGCAUGGAAUCACUGGCUACGGCGAUUCCUUCGCCGCGCUAUCAUUGGUACGCCCAUUGAUCCGAAGUUAUGUCCACCAACAGCUGUUCAUAACAUAACCCCGGAUCUGUAUUCGCUCAUCCGGGAAUUGGAGGAUCGUCAACGAUACUGGCAUGCGGUUCGGAUUUCGCAUCCCACAAAUCCGUUCGAUACAUUGAGAGCUUCCUACGGGUCUGUGUCUACACCGCCAUCAUCAACAUCCACAUCAGACUGCUCAAAGGAGAGCAAUGCGGAUGCAAAUUCUAGUUCCUCUUCAACGGCGAAUACAACAGGUGAAGGAGUGUCGACGGCAUUGCCGCCGGAUCCGGCUGAAAUUCAUCAAAAUGCUCAAGAACAUGAUUAUUUGUGUUUGAAGAUUGUUGGCGCUGCUAAACACGUUAUCAAGAAGUUUGAGUUUGGCCCUGAAGAGUAUCCAGAGGGUGUACCGCCGAUUUUGUUGUCAGACUAAUGAUCGAUGUCUUUUUUUUGGUGCCAUGGCUGAAUGAAAGAUAGUUUACAUAUUACUUGACGAUCUUUUGCGUCAAGGGUGCUUUUUAUGAAGAAAGAUAUGAAAU